UAGUGGUUCUUCUUCUUCCUUUGCUCUCCCCUCUUCUCGAACUCAUGCGGUGCUAUUUCGAUGAAGUGACUAAACUUAUUUCUUAUAAGAUUAAAGCAAGUAGGAACUGGACAAUAGAAUCCUCAGAUUAAGAUUAUUCUUUCUCAGGUUUCUUAUUUAGGAGUUAUCCUUCAUAGAGUUUUUAAUCCUCCCAGCAGAGUAUUUAAGUGAGAGAAAAUGGUCAUCCAUUCUGCAUUGAGUCUCAACUUUUGUGCACUUUCAUCAUUCUCUGUUCCCAAAGCGGGGCAACAGGGUAGUUCUUGCUCUUCUGCUAACUACCUAUUACCGUCUCCUUUGAAACGUCUGACUUGCUUUGCCACUUCAAGAAAGUCCAAAGAGGAACAUGUGCCUGAUCCUAAGCAUAACUCUGGUUCAAGGCCUAGGAAAGCUACAAGGUCCAGCGAAAGCAAAGUUUCUCUUAAUGAAGACAAAGAUCCCGUCGAGAUCUUCCCUGCAACAAUCCCUAAAAAGCCAAGACGUGGCCGCAGGAGCGAAGCAGCUGCAGUUGAGGAUUUUGUUCGUGAUUCAUUAGAAAAGACAUUUGCUUCUAUCCGGGAGCAGAACUCUGAAAUAAUAAAAGAUACCGAGAAUAUCCUCAAAGAUAGGGUUGAUGAUGACACUGAUUCUGAUCAAAGUAGUGAAGAUGAAGAUGAUAGUAGCAGGGAUAUGAAAGAAAAGAAAAUGAUCGUUGAGGAGGAGGAUCCAGAUUGGCCUCUAGAUGCAGAUGUUGGAUGGGGAAUAAGAGCAUCAGAGUAUUUUGACAAGCAUCCAAUAAAAAAUGUAGUAGGAGAAAAUGGAGUUGAGAUCGAUUGGGAGGGGGAGAUUGAUGAUUGUUGGGUGAAGGAAAUCAAUUGCCUAGAGUGGGAGAGCUUUGCUUUUCAUCCCAGCCCCCUCAUUGUUCUUGUUUUCGAGAGAUACAAUCGGGCUAGUGACAAUUGGAAAGCUCUUAAGGAGCUAGAGAAAGCAGCCAAGGUGUACUGGAGUAACAAAGAGCGCUUGCCUCCUCGGACUGUGAAGAUUGACAUAAAUAUUGAGAGGGAUCUAGCCUAUGCUCUUAAAGUUAAAGAAUGUCCGCAAAUAUUGUUCUUACGAGGAAAUAGGAUACUCUACAGGGAAACAGACAUUCGAAUGGCUGAUGACCUGGUUCAAAUGAUAGCAUAUUUUUACUACAAUGCAAAAAAACCUUCCUGCAUUAAUGAUGCAGCUUUAUCUCAGCGGAAGUAGUCAGCAGAGACAGAACCUUGGAGGAAUGACUGGUCGAAACGUCAUGAUGUUAUUAUCUGCCUGAUGCCUCUAGCUGCUGAUGUAACUUGCAAGUGGAAGGUUGAAGAAAAAGGUUAUAUUCUAUGCAGAGCUUAAAGUAGCCUAUGCUCCAUACAAUAUAGAAGAGGAUAGUUGGAAAGAGAAGUUUCAGUUGCCAUGAUCUUACUUUAGUUUUAUUUGCUUGUUUACCUGUCAUGCUAGCCUAAGAUGUCUAUAAAAUACUUUAUACGAAUUACAAAAGUUCAUGUCAUCUUCUGCUACUUAUAUCUACUCUUUCUUGACCCUGCAA
Nicotiana tabacum (common tobacco) is the source of this 1591-nucleotide messenger RNA. Its product is annotated as thioredoxin-like fold domain-containing protein MRL7 homolog, chloroplastic. Gene Ontology annotation, biological process: chloroplast organization; regulation of DNA-templated transcription. Gene Ontology annotation, cellular component: chloroplast stroma. The record is from RefSeq and is a predicted model, not a curated record. Lineage: Eukaryota; Viridiplantae; Streptophyta; Magnoliopsida; Solanales; Solanaceae.